CAAUCUCUGACGAUCUCGCAGUGGAGAGAACUUCUUCCACCAGGAGCUUCAACUUCCAGGACGAUGUCCCAUCACUUGGGAAGAACAAGGGCGACAAACUCACGACGAACGAGGAAUUCACAUUCAACACCACAGGAUGAGGUGUACGCUUUGUAACAUAGAAUAUUCUAAUGGGCGGUAACGGUAUAUUCCCCCGCGCGGUGACGUCGCGCCCGUGAUCCAGUACUGUGGCUGGAUCGUGUGGCGGUGGCGUCCUCUAGGUCAAACGCGUUGGGAGGGUUGUUCUAGGGUUUACGCAGCUCUCGGCGAUGGCGGAGCAUCUCGCCUCCAUCUUCGGCACAGAGAAGGAUCGCGUUAACUGCCCCUUCUAUUUCAAGAUCGGUGCUUGCCGCCAUGGCGACCGCUGCUCCAGGCUCCACAACAAGCCCACAAUCAGCCCCACGCUGCUGCUCUCGAAUAUGUACCAGAGGCCGGAUAUGGCGACGCCGGGGAUGGAUCUGAAUGGGCAGACGAUGGAUCAGAAGAAAAUCCAGGAGCAUUUUGAGGACUUUUACGAGGAUAUGUUUGAGGAGCUCAGCAAGUAUGGGGAGAUUGAAAGCCUCAAUGUGUGCGACAAUCUUGCAGACCAUAUGGUUGGAAAUGUGUAUGUGCAAUUUAGGGAGGAGGAAGAAGCUGCUGCGGCUCUGAAGGCACUAUCAGGACGUUUCUAUGCAGGUCGACCCAUCAUCGUUGAUUUUUCGCCUGUGACCGAUUUUCGAGAAGCUACAUGUCGUCAGUACGAAGAAAACACUUGUAACCGUGGAGGCUACUGCAACUUCAUGCACUUGCGACGCAUUGGAAGAGAGUUACGGAGGCGGCUGUUUGGAGGCUACAGAAGACGAGGAGGACGCAGCAGAAGCCGCAGCAUGAGUCCUCGCAGGCAAGACGACCGUCGCCACUACGACGAUCGACGACGGAGGUACGAUGAUCGAGGAGGUAACUACGAUCAUCACAGCAGGUACGAUCGACCGCGGAGGCGAGAUGGCAGCCGCAGCCGCAGUCCUCGAUCGCGCGGCGGCCGGGAAGGCAGCGUGGAGAGGCGAGCCAGGAUCGAGCAAUGGAACAGGGAGCGAGAGGAGCACGGCGGAGGCGGCGGUGGCGGCGAAGCGAAUGGAAACCAGCUUCCAUACGGCGCCGAGUGAAUCGCAACGCUCUCUGCUGCUGCUUGUCUCUCAGGUUGAUUGGUUUCACGCAGAAAGGCGUCGUGAAGAACAAACACGAGAAAAAAAAAGAGCUGUUGAAGCGAGCGGGCUGCUUAUGUAAAACAAAACUAUGGUUUGAUUAAUAGGAACACUAAUACCGUGGUUGGUAUAUUUUGAUUC
This is a messenger RNA of Selaginella moellendorffii, 1361 nucleotides long. Its product is annotated as splicing factor U2af small subunit B. NCBI's taxonomy places the organism in Eukaryota, Viridiplantae, Streptophyta, Lycopodiopsida, Selaginellales, Selaginellaceae. Gene Ontology annotation, biological process: mRNA splicing, via spliceosome. Gene Ontology annotation, molecular function: pre-mRNA 3'-splice site binding; metal ion binding. Gene Ontology annotation, cellular component: spliceosomal complex; U2AF complex. The coding region runs from base 309 to 1181 and encodes 290 amino acids. The record is from RefSeq and is a predicted model, not a curated record. The transcript is spliced from 7 exons.